Molecule: messenger RNA, 531 nt
Organism: Meyerozyma guilliermondii ATCC 6260
Lineage: Eukaryota; Fungi; Ascomycota; Pichiomycetes; Serinales; Debaryomycetaceae
Exons: 1
Coding region: 1-531 (176 amino acids)
Source: RefSeq, a predicted model, not a curated record
AUGUCUGCUAUAGAACUUCUGAAAACGAUUGAAAGCCUCGUCCAAGUGGUGAAUGAGAAAAACCGAGAACUAGAGAAACUCAAGACGGAAUAUGGCUCGAAAAUAAACGAAAUUAAUCGAUAUUUACAUGCUCUUCAUGAUUCCAUCAGCCAAAAAGCCGCCAUUUCUUCAACAAAAGAAGGCGAAAUUUCUGACGACGAAUUGAUUAAAACUCUCAAGAGUCAAGUAAAAUGUCCUCAGUGUGAUACAGAGGUGUGGAAUAACGACAAAAAUACCGAUUUUAUUCUUUUACCUAGACAGAAACUACAAGCGAUUCACCAUCACGAGGUCAAAGUAGACAAAAUCGACCAAAUAACAACUUUAAGCCCCAAGAGCCAGAAUUCAAACCAAAGCUCAAACCAAAGCUCAUCGCAUCCCCCAAAGCCCAAAAAGUCAGCAAAGAAAACCUGUUCAUUCUGCCACCAAACUGGCCAUUCCAGGGCCCGGUGUCUACAAAGACUCAAUAACGACUCGAAUUCAUUACGAAAAUAG